Molecule: messenger RNA, 954 nt
Organism: Neltuma alba
Lineage: Eukaryota; Viridiplantae; Streptophyta; Magnoliopsida; Fabales; Fabaceae
Exons: 2
Coding region: 1-954 (317 amino acids)
Source: RefSeq, a predicted model, not a curated record
AUGGAUCCAUUUGUUAGGGAAGGCUUGUUGAGAUUAUCUCCUUCUCAUCAUGGGAUGCUGUUUGCUACAUAUUACUUGAUCGACUUUCUUUCGCUGGCAGCGCUCUGUGCUGCCAUGGCGAUGGAGGUUGGAAGACGGCAAGGAACUUCUGAUCGGUUUCAGAUGGUGAGAGUGCUUGCAGCAGCCUAUAUUUGGCGUUUGAUGCAGUGUACAAUGGGGCAAAACAAGGUCCCUCCCCUCUAUUAUCUGCGAGAGGUUCUCCCAUUCUAUGACCUCCCCAUUACUCUACUCAUUAUUGCUGCUUUUUACAACGCCACUCCUGGAUUUGUCCAAUCCCCAGAGGCUGAAUUACUUCUGGCUGCUGCAUUUCUUCUCUGGUUCAUUACAUAUGUGUCCGAGGUAAGGAAACUGAGACGGGGUAUCAGCCCCACCCAAGGCUCUUCUUUCAGCACUGAGUUGCUUCAUCAACAGAAUAAUGAUGCUGCUAAUAAUUCAAUCUCUUAUACCGCCGACUCUAGCCAAUGGGAAACACUGGAUCCUAUUGAUGUUCAAGUUACUGACCACUUCGCCUUCAUCCUCCUGGCAGCGCUAUGUGUUGAUUUACUGCUCCAGCUUGAAAGCCUAAAGGGGACAUGUGAACUGUUUUACAUAGUCAUGUUGCUUGGAGCAUUAAAUUUUUCCCGUCUUAUGCCGUCGUUGCAUAGGCCAGCGAAAUUAAAGGUAUCUCUCGUCUGUCACCUACAAAAGGUUCUCCUAUCUGCUAACCUCCCCAUCACUGCAGCUGUUACUGUUUUCUACACCAUCGUUCGCACAUUUUCCAAAACCUUGUUCCUUGCAUUAUCUCUGGAGUUAGUUCUUCUGGCCUUGACCCAUAUGUUUAUCCCCGAAAGAGUGGAAUUCAACAAAACCAAGGUGAGCCAUUUGUUCCCUUCUCUUAACAAUUAUAUUCCUUAG